Cetraspora pellucida is the source of this 2646-nucleotide messenger RNA. The record is from the annotation of a GenBank genome assembly. Lineage: Eukaryota; Fungi; Glomeromycota; Glomeromycetes; Diversisporales; Gigasporaceae.
AUGAGUGCACAACAAGAUCAACAAAAUUCGAAUCAACCCAACAUCCCAGGCUUUCCAGGUCUUCCUGGUUUUCCAGGCUUUUUGGUGCCGUUUACUUUAGGUUUUCACCCUCGACACGAACGCACGCAAGCCGGUAAUCAAGCAAACGAUUCUAAUAGUAAUAAUGCAUCCCACGAUCAACCAUCAAAUAAUAAUAUAGACGGUGCACCAAAUCAACCAUCAAAUAAUAAUUCAGACGGUGCACCACAUCAACCAUCAAAUAAUAAUAUAAAUGGCGAACCACCAGAUGUAUUUCAUUUCUUAAUAACUGUUAUGCCUGGUCCUAAUGAUGAGGAAAAUAAUCAGCCUUCUACACCAUUUAUGGUCUUUUUCGCACCAUUAUUCAUUCCUCCACAAGAAGUUCAGAAACCACAUCUUUCUGACGCCGCAAUGAACAAAUUACCGCUUGUCACUAUUACCCAAGAACAUAUUAAUACGAAAGCAACUUGCUCAAUUUGUCUAGAGCGUUUUUCUUUACCUGAAACUACAGAUGAUCAAACACAACGACCAAUAAGAGAAAUGCCGUGCAUCCUUAACGCAAUAAAAUCUGUAAACGUACCUGGUGGCUGGAAGGUCGUAGUGGUAGAUGACUAUUCACUUAAAGUUAUAGAAUCCACCUGUAAGACCUUUGACAUUCUCGAAGAGAAAGUUACUUUGGUAGAAAACCUUCAAAAAACUCGUCAACCUUAUCCAAAUCUUGAGGCUGUAUACAUCAUUACUCCAUCACAGAGCUCUGUCGAUAAAGUGAUUGAGGACUUUACUAAGCAAAAGUCUUCUCCUUUAUAUGCUGGCGCUCAUUUAUUUUUUAUAUCUCUUCGAGAAGCACAAGUAUACUCUUUAGAAUCUCCUUCAAGUUUCUUCAAAUUAUAUUCACCUGAUGAAAGCCCUUUGUUUGAUGGUGAACUAAAAAAACUUGCCAAACAGCUUCUUUGCGUUUGUGCUUCAUUGGGUGAAGAAAACCCUUUGAUACGUUUUCAAAGGGGAAUAGAUUCUGAUCAUCCAACAAAAGCAUUACCUUUUAAAUUGGCUCAAUUGGUACAAGCAGAAUUAGAUGAGCAUGCAAGAAAUAAAAAACGUCAUUCACCUCCACAUGAUAUAAACCGCCCACGAGCUGUUUUAUUUAUUGUAGAUCGAACUAUUGAUAUGUACACUCCAAUACUACAUGAAUUUACAUACCAGGCUAUGGCAAAUGAUCUUUUGAAAAUAGACAAUGGUCAAAAAUUUACUUACAGCUAUGUUGGUCAGGAUGGUUCAUCUGCUACAAGAGAUGCUAUAUUAGAUGAAACUGAUACUAUUUGGGUCGAUAUACGGCAUAAACAUAUGAAAGAUUGUAUCGAUCAGCUUAUGACUGAUUUCAAUAAAUUUUUAGAUGAAAAUUCCACUAUUACUAACAAGGAUAAGGCUGCAAGUUUGAAUGAUAUGAAAAAAAUGUUAGCAACAUUGCCUCAAUUUCAAGAUUUGAAGGAUAAGUAUUCGGUCCAUUUGAAUAUUUCACAAGAAUGUAUGAGUGUAUUUGAGAGUGAAAGACUCCCAGAUAUAGCCACAAUUGAACAGAAUUGUGCCACUGGAUACACUCCUGAGGGUCGGCACCCAAAAACACUGGUUGAGGACAUGGUGCCAUUAUUAGAUAGUUCCUUUGUUAGCACAAUUACUAAAGUAAGAGUUCUCAUGCUUUACAUAAUGUAUAAGAAUGGUAUCCUAGAGGAAGAUAGACGUAAGCUAUUGGCUCACUCAAGGAUUUCCUUACCAGAAAAUGAUGCCAUUAAUAAUUUAACAUUUUUUGGGGUUAAAUUGAUUAGGUCACCAUCGAACACUUUUAAAAAGUCUAAAAAAUAUAGACAAAAACCUGUAGAUCCAGACUGUUAUGAGAUUUCUCGAUAUGUUCCAAGAUUAAAAAUAGUUUUAGAGAGCCAUAUUAAUAGAACAAUAGAUCAUACUGCGUAUCCAUAUACAAGGGAUCCAACGGGAGAUCCUGAUGAAAUUAAGGCUUUACCACAAGGUCCUGUUUCUCUAAGAAGUGCCAGAGCUGGAUGGGGUAAGAAAGAUCAAACUACUGAAAAUCCUCGUAUCAUAGUGUUUGUAGCCGGUGGUGUUACAUACUCUGAACUCCGUUCUGCUUAUGAACUCUCGAAUAAAUAUAGUCAAGAUGUUAUAAUCGGUUCAACACAUAUUAUAACACCUCGACAAUUCAUCGAAGAUUUAAAGCAUCUUCGCAGGCAGCCCACCAUGCACGCACCACCUUCUCGUGCAGGUGCUCCUGUAACCCCAAAUUAUGGUGGUAUGAGUCCAGCAUCCUUCUUUAAUAGAACACCAUCUUCGUCUUCAGCAUCUUCAGUAUCCUCAGCGUCUUCUGGUGGUUAUCAUCCACCACAAGGUGGAUAUUAUCAGCCACAACCACAGCCACAGCCGCAGAAAGGCGGAUAUCCUAAACAGACUGGAUAUUCACAACCUACUUAUUCACAACCAAACGCGUACCCGAAUACACAAGGGAGUCAUUCAUUACCAUUUCGUCAAAAUAUAAUUGAUAGAAUUUUAGUCUACAAUAGUAAUCAAACGGGUGUGAAAAAAUGUUUAGCAAAACACCCCGCCUAUCAAGGCUACCACUAA